AUGUCGCUGUUCCGGCGGCUGUUCCACCGGCGGCCGCCCGAGGGGCUCGUCGAGAUCUCCGGCAACAUUUUCGUGUUUGACCACUGCUUCUCCACGGAUUUCUUUGAAGAAGACGAGCUGAAACCGUACAUCGGAGGCAUAUUGAAACAGCUUCUUGGGCGCUACUCCAUUGACUCAUUCAUGGUAUUCAAUUUUGAGGGAGGCAAGAAGGAUAACCAAAUUGCUAGCAUUUUCUCCGAUUUCGAAAUGAGUGUGAUGGGAUACCCACGGAACUAUGAGGGAUGCCCCUUGCUCACCAUGGAGAUGAUUCAUCAUUUUGUGAGGUCUAGUGAAAGUUGGCUCUCAUUAGGCCAGGAAAACUUCUUGCUUAUACAUUCAGAACAGGGGGGAUGGCCGGUCCUUGCUUUCGCGUUGGCAGCCCUACUGGUUUAUCUCCGAAGAUCUAAUAAUGAGGGGAAGGCAUUGGAGAUGGUCUACAGACAGGCACCACCUGGGCUAGUUGAGCACUUCUCACCACUCGACCCGGCUCCUUCUCAGCUGAGAUACUUGAAGUAUGUGUCAAGACGGCACAUAUCACCAGACUUAUGGCCUCCGGCUGAUAGAAUGAUGAAUUUGAAUUGUGUAAUCAUCAGGGGGGUACCAAAUUUUGAUGGAAAGGGGGGAUGUAGACCAAUAUUCCAGAUUUAUGGUCCAGAUCCUUUUGUGCCUGGUGACAGAAGUACUAAAGUUCUCUUUUCAACCCCGAAGACAAGUGAUUUUGUCGAGCUUUACACACAGGAAGAUUCUGAGAUAAUCAAGUUUAAUGCCCGGUGUCCUGUUCAAGGAGACGUUGUCAUGGAGUGCAUUAGCCUGGAUGAAAACUUUGAACAUGAAGUGAUGGUGUUUAGGGUCAUGUUUAACACGGCUUUUAUUGAAGACAACCUGUUGUUACUUGGUAGGGACCAGAUUGACAUUCUGUGGGACACAAAACACCGGUUUCCUGUAGAUUUUAGAGUUGAGGUUAUAUUUUCGGAGAUGGACACGAUCACAUCGCUUCGCACAUCUCAAUUAUCAAGUGAGGAUAAGGAAAGCUUUUAUAGGGUUGAAGAUGCAUUCAGUCAUGUUGAGUGGUCAACCAAAAGCAAUCACGUCACAACUGAUGCAACAGAACAGAAUAGAUCUAACAGCAAGCACGAUGGCUUUGAUGUGAUACCUCUUCAGGAAACAGAAAGCAGCAAUACCACAUCUGAAAAUAACUUGCUAGGAACCAGAUCUGUCCAGGUUAUUCAGAUCGAAACAGAACACAACCAUUAUUCAGCGCCAAAGUUUGAGGGUGUCAAAGAUGCUGUUGCUGAUGAACAUUCCUUGCCUGAACCUAAUUCUCUUGCAUCAAAAUCUCAAGAGCGUGAACUUUUUGAAGAUUCAUCUGCAGGGGAGUUGCCAAAAUGGGAUACCACCAAGAACAACCUCGACCCUGAGCUGCCCUCGACGAAUUCACGAGACCCGGAAGCUGCUGGUGAUGCUGCUGUUGCUGAAUGGUCAGACACCAACACAGACACGUUCCUGUCAGAUACUCCUUCAAGCAGCUCUCCAUCAAGCCCCCCAAAAUUCGAUGAAGAUUCCAUGGAAGCUGGAACUGUUGAAAUUCAGACUCAACCAGCAGAACCUCAAAGAUGUUGAAAUUAUAAAAUGAUUUCUCCUACUGUAAAUUGGGGCAACGCCGAUCCCAGGAGCUGCCCAAAAUGUAGUGACAUACGUUGAUACAUAUACACCUGCACAGUAAAUUGGUAAAAAAAUGGUGGUUUCACCACGAAGCAUGUACAGUUGUUUCCUUUGGUAACUGGUAAACAUGUAAGAAAAAAAAAUCAGAUUGUCUCCAAAUUUUGGAGAAAUUGAGUUCUUGCUGUGCAAUGUGCGAUGCAACUUUGAAACAAAAUACUAUAUCAUUUGAGAUGUGAACUCCA
Oryza brachyantha (malo sina) is the source of this 1943-nucleotide messenger RNA. RefSeq names its product formin-like protein 6. Bases 1 to 1659 code for a protein of 552 amino acids. The transcript is spliced from 4 exons. The record is from RefSeq and is a predicted model, not a curated record. NCBI's taxonomy places the organism in Eukaryota, Viridiplantae, Streptophyta, Magnoliopsida, Poales, Poaceae.